Molecule: messenger RNA, 872 nt
Organism: Salvia miltiorrhiza (redroot sage)
Lineage: Eukaryota; Viridiplantae; Streptophyta; Magnoliopsida; Lamiales; Lamiaceae
Product: (S)-coclaurine N-methyltransferase-like
Exons: 3
Coding region: 31-663 (210 amino acids)
Source: RefSeq, a predicted model, not a curated record
UCCUUCCUUCCUCACUUGAAUUUUCUGGCAAUGGCGGCGGCGAACGGCGGCGUUGUCGAUUCGAUCGUGCAUACGCCCUACGCCGCUACUGUCCGUGUGAUGCUCGCUUCACUUGAGCGGAAUUUGCUGCCGGAUGCCGUCGUGCGCCGCCUCACGCGGCUGCUGCUCGCGAGCCGCCUCCGCUCCGGUUACCGACCGUCAGCUGAAAUUCAGCUCUCCGAUCUCAUACAAUUCGCGCAUUCUUUGAGAGAGAUGCCGAUAGCAAUCAAGACAAAAGAGCCCAAGUAUCAACAUUAUGAAGUUCCAACCUCUUUCUUCAAGCUCGUUCUUGGGAAGCAUCUAAAAUACAGUUGCUGCUUCUUCCCAGACAAGUCGAGCACCUUAGAGGAUGCUGAGAAGGCGAUGCUGGAGCUAUACUGCGAGAGGUCGCAGAUGAAAGACAAUUAUUCUGUUCUUGACGUCGGCUGUGGCUGGGGAUCGCUUUCUCUGUAUUUAGCACAAAAGUACCCUAAUUCCCAGAUUACUGGGAUUUGCAAUUCAACAACACAAAAGUCACACAUUGAGGAGCAGUGUCGGUACAUACUCUUUUUUCUUUGUAUAAAGCUUUGGUAUCAAAAGUCAAGAAUGUUGCUAUAUAUAGCACUUAUUCCCAGCGGUCCCUAAGUUUCCAGCGCUCGCUGGGUCUUUUCUAGCGGGCGCUGGUUUCAUAGAAUUCAAUUCCAAAAUUAUCCCGUAAAGUCUUCAAAAAUCAGUGAAAAUCGGGGUGAAAUCCAACCACGAAUUCUUUGAAAGUCGUCUGGAAUCUAUGUGAAUUCCAUGGAAUUUAAAUUCUAUGGACUUUUUAAAGUCUGUGGAAAUCCACAACGAAUACA